Thyridium curvatum is the source of this 1590-nucleotide messenger RNA. RefSeq lists its product as uncharacterized. The record is from RefSeq and is a predicted model, not a curated record. The transcript has 6 exons. Lineage: Eukaryota; Fungi; Ascomycota; Sordariomycetes; Thyridiales; Thyridiaceae. Gene Ontology annotation, molecular function: transmembrane transporter activity. Gene Ontology annotation, biological process: transmembrane transport. The coding region runs from base 1 to 1590 and encodes 529 amino acids.
AUGACAGACCGCAAGGGCUCAGCUGAUCACUAUGAGAUGGCCGUGGAGGAUCCAAUCAAACCUGUUGACCCUCCAUCGCCUGAGAAUUUCGAUGGCGAUGUGAACUUGGCCUCCAGCGAUGGAGUUACCUAUCUCAUCCCCGCACCGAGCGCUGACCCAAGAGAAAGCUUCGGACUGGGCGGUCUGCUAAACCUCUUCAUUCCUAUAUAUGUCUCCGAAGGCAGAACUGUUGCAGAUAUCACCCAUCUCAUGACUUACCCUACAUUGUUCAUGGGCAUCGGCAAUUUCGUCGGCAUGCCACUGGCCCUAGCCAUUGGCCGUCGCCCUGUAUAUCUCGGAUCCUGCGUGGUCAUGCUCGUGGCCUGUGUUCUUUGCGCGACCCAAAAGAGCUACGAAUGGCAUCUGGCAGCUCGGAUGGUCCUGGGCUUGGCUGCUGGCCAGAGUGAGGCACUUUGUCCCCUCAUGGUUCAGGAGAGCUUUUUUCUGCACGAGCGCGCCAAGUACCAGAUGAUCUUCACUGCUGGUGGCAAUAUCUUGACUACUAUUUACGUCCUCCUUACAUCCUACAUCGGCAAAGGCAUCGGCUCGAGCGGUUGGUACGGACUCGGCUCAGGGCUCUCCGGUCUUGUGCUGGUGCUGAGUCUAUUCCUCGUUCCGGAGACUAAGUACGAUAGGCCGCUGGCGGCAUAUCAGGGCGAGGUCGCCAGAGUCAGCACAUUCGCCGGCCAGUCUGACAAGGACAUGCACCGUACUACCUCAUACAACGUCCAGCGCAUCGCCACUACCGACGUCCGUGAACUCGAUCUGGUCAACUUCAAACCCCGGACUCUGGCUUCGGACAUGCGCAUCUUUGUCAAUGAGCCCGACUGGGCCGAAGGCAUUCGCACAGUGCAGCGCAUGUUUGUUGUCAUGCUCUUCCCGGAUAUGCUCUGGGCAUUUCUGUUGAACGGUCUCACGCUCGGUGUGAAUGUCGCCAUGGGCACCACAUACGGCAACAUCCUCAGCGCCCCGCCGUACAGCUGGGAAAACCAGAACAUCUCCUUCGCCAUGGCUGGCCAGAUUGUUGUUUCCUUCAUUGGAUUGCCUCUACUUGGCUGGGGCUCUGACUGGCUCGUGAAGCUCCUCGCCAGGCGCCACGGCGGUGUUCACCAGCCACAGUACCGCCUUGUACCCCUAGUCUUUCCGGCCCUCGUCGGCGUCAUUGCCGUCAUUCUGUACGGCCAGGCCGCAGCGCAUCCAGAGCGCCUACACUGGUUCGCCAUAGUCUUCGCCGUCAAUGCCUACUACUUUUGCUUCGUCGGUGCGAAUCAGUCGGGCAUCGUCUACGCGCUCGACGCGUACCCCACGCGCUCUGGCCCGGCGCUGGUUGUCAUCUGCGCCCUUCGCGGCGUGCUCAGCUUUGGUACUUCCUAUGCCGUCCAGCCAUUCAUUGAUCUCAGGGGAUACGAUGGCGCCUUCCUGGUUUAUGGAAUCCUGACUGCCGUUAUUGCCGGCCUCGGCAUCCCGAUUUACUUCUUCAGCGCCAAAAUCCGUGCCUUUUGCUCUAGGUUUGCGGUACAGACGAGCGAUACCAAACCGACAUACUCUUAG